AUGCAGUUUGGUUUUACAUCGGGAAAAGGCACGACAGAUGCAAUUUUUGUGGUGAGACAAAUUCAGGAGAAGUAUCUUGCGAAGGAAAAGAAACUCUAUUAUGCGUUUGUUGAUUUGGAGAAAGCAUUUGAUAGGGUGCCGCGUGAGAUUACAAGAUGGGCCUUGAGAAAAUCCGGUGUGGAGGAAUGGUUGGUUACCGCAGUGAUGGCAAUGUAUGUUGGAGCACAAACAGCAGUACGGACGGAUUAUGGUGAUAGUGAGAGCUUUGAGGUGAAGGUAGGACUUCAUCAAGGAUCCGUGCUGAGUCCAUUAUUAUUUAUCUUAGUAAUGGAUGUGGUGGCUAGAGAAAUCGGUGAAGGACUUCCCUGGGAGAUAUUAUAUGCAGAUGACCUUAUAAUAAUGGCAAACAGUGAGGGAGAAUUGAGGGAUAAAGUUAGUAAAUGGAAGAUGACUAUGGAAGCAAAGGGCCUGAAAAUGAAUGCAUCAAAAACAAAGGUGAUGAUUGGUGGGGAAAAUCUAAAGAUGGAAGAAUCCGGUAAAUGGCCUUGUGGUGUAUGUGGGAAAGGAGUUGCUAGAAAUUCUAUCCAAUGCACCAGAUGCCAGAAAUGGGUACAUAAAAGAUGUAGCGGGAAAAAGGGCAGUUUGAUGUUAGAAAGAAUGACCUUUAUUUGUAAAACAUGCAUGAAAGGGAUACAUAAUAAUGAUAACCUAAAAAUUGGUGGUCUGGAUAUUGGCAAUGGGUUAACCCUAGAAAAAGUGAAUAAGUUUUGUUAUUUAGGUGAUAUGCUAAACGCAGAUGGUGGUGUAGAUUCUGCAGUUGUUGCAAGGAUCAGACAAGCUUGGAAGAAGUUCAGAGAGAUGUCGUCUAUUCUUACAAAUAAAGAAGUUUCUCUGAAGUUAAAGGGGAAAGUUUGCGUAAGCUGUGUGAGGAGUUGUUUAGUUUAUGGUGGUGAAACAUGGGCAAUGAAAGCAACUCACGAAGCCAAAUUAGAAAGAACAGAGAUGAGGAUGGUUAGAUGGAUGUGUGGGGUAUCUCUGAGAGAGAAAAACUAG
Molecule: messenger RNA, 1053 nt
Organism: Gordionus sp. m RMFG-2023
Lineage: Eukaryota; Metazoa; Nematomorpha; Gordioida; Chordodea; Parachordodidae
Exons: 1
Coding region: 1-1053 (350 amino acids)
Source: RefSeq, a predicted model, not a curated record